AGUAUGGGAUGGCAUAUUUACAUUUCUUGCAUUUGGUGAAACAUGGCUGUUGUAGCAACGUGCAUAGGCUGCUUGGCCGUUCAGCGUCCAACAAUUUAACGGAUAAUGAAGGCGAUGUGUGCGUAGAAAAAUGUCUGCUAUGUAGAGCAUCCGGGCAGCAAUGAUGAUGGAACCACCGGUGGGCCGUUUGCCGCCUCUACGUGUCCUCCACGAGCAGCCUGCUCUGGACCUUGACACCCCUCCACCCUCUCCGGGUACCUCUUCUGAAUCCCUGGCUGUCCCUGUCAUCGCCCGCAGCCCAUCUCCCCUCUCCACAUCCUCCUCAAGCACCCAGUACAGUGGGGAAGAAAUAGAGCACAGCAUCCGUAACCUAGCCCAGUGCUAUCAGAUACUCCAGCCGGGCCAACAUCCGUGCCUCUGCACCCACGGGCGCGUUUCCUCGGCCUUCUCACACAACAAGUACAGUGUGACUUUAGCAGAGCACUACUCCACCCUCCAGAGGCUGAUGGUCAGUCGGUCACGGUUGCACUUUGCUCGGGAGUGCGCCUCGCGGGUUUCACAGCUAGCUGAGUUUGUGCAGAGUUUGCAAGUUGUCGCCCACGAAGAGUACAACACGCUUCAGGCCCUGCAGACAGGAGGGGAUGUUGAGCCGUACACCAAACUGGAAUAUCUAGCGGUGUUUUGCGAGGAUCUCCGAAUCCACAUGAAUAACUGGACGUCAAUCCAGCACAGACUGUACAGUGAUAAGUACUUGCAGUCUGUGAUGCCAGAGCUCUGUAGGGACUUGUCAGACCUACAGCGCUCACUGGUAUACUGGCGGGAUUGUGCUCUCUGGUGGCUUCAGCAGAUCAUUGCCAUUGGCUUGCGGAUUUUUGCUCACUGCAGCCCCAACACAGCCACGCAGGACAUGCUCUGGAGCAUCGUUAGAGGAACUGAAAACUAUAACGGGAUGUUGGCGUUAAUAAAAGGUCAUCAAAGGCAUCCUGUAACAACUUUACCCUCUCAUCAAGUCCGCUAUCGAUGCUUGAGGUUUAAAAUUGCAGAAGCCUCCUCAAGAUUCACCAGGAGCUUUCAACUAUUCUCGGUGAGCAGGAUACUAAGUAUACUCUCCAAAGAGCGUUCCAAGUUAGCCAGCCUGCAGAUUCUUUUCUUCCUCAUGCGAAACCAAAGCUUCAUUCAUAUAUCCAAGCAGCCUCCUCAGUUGUUUGAUUGGCGCACGUAUCCUUGCAUGGCCAGUGUUAAGACUUCAAGAUCCUCAUCUGAGCCUGAAGCUGCCAAUCCCAGCGCUGCCACCGGAUCACUCCUCACGCUGCGAGACCUCAAAGCUCAGGGACUACUCCAAGAGACAUCUCCUCAAUGUGCAAUCGAAACCCAAGAGGAAGGGUUCAUUUCAAAACUCCUAACUGCCGUCUCAGCCUCCACGGGUCUACUACAGAAACAUCGGCCCUCUGCGUCUACAGAUGAGGGCAGCAAUCAGACCGCUACGCAGAAACUAGCUAAACUCAAAUCGCCGCGCCGGAACGGCGGCAAACACGACACCCGGAAGUCAGUACGUUGGGGUGAUUCCUUCAAUGCUCGCAUCCAGCACGAAUACUUCAACUUGUACAUGGACAUGAUGUGGAGGUGUUGUGGGGAUGAGUUGCGGGACCUUCUACACAGGCCUGGUCUUGGACUUGCAGAGAUUGCCUUAGAUGGAAUCAUGAGUCUGGGUCAUGUGUACCAAUGCAGCGACGCUCUUGUCGUUGCCCUCGGACACUUGAUUGAGCAAACUUGUGGGAAAGGUGUCUUCACAGCUGGAGCUAGUCAGAGUCUACAGAGCAUCUCCCGUCAGCUGAUCAGCGAUGUUGCGUUCAGUCAGUGUCGCUCAGGUAUAUGUCACGCCUUGGCCUGCAGCUUCACAGACAAAUGCUUCGCAGUGAGUGGUCCCUCUUCCAUCAACCAAGGCAGCAAGACGUGUCAGCUGUUCCAGGUAUCGCUGUUACCCCUACUGAGCCUGCUGUCUGCUGCUGAGCACCAGCAUUCAGCAACCAAGGUCCUCCCGAGGGGUGCAUCUCGCAAUGGAGUCACUCCCGCCAUACAGUCACCUAGUACCCAGACUCUCCAUCAGGCCUUAUCACUGUCUAUCAUGGUCCUGGAGGCAUCCAGGCACUGGUGUCUGACUAAGGGCAACCAGUUCCUAGCAUCCUGGUCUGUCAACAAAUUCUUGCUUGUCUCACAGAGUGACCUCAAGAUAACGCUUGACUCCUCAGUGCACAUACUGCAAGCUUGCCAAUGGCUCUCUAGUAGUGCUUCAAAAGAGGUCCAUCAGAGUACAACUCAUCACAAGGAGAAAGACGCAGCGAGAUUGGAAGAACUGAAACUCAAACUAGAUGCCAUCAACUCUAGGCUACAUAUUACGUCAAGCGAACUUCUUCAGGUGUUUGGCCAGCACUGCAGUCAGAUGUGUGCUGAUGUGUGGCAGCAAGGCAUGCCCAUGGGCAAAGUGUGGAGAAAGAAAACCACUGAUGAUCUGCCUACCGAACAUAACCCCUAUGUCCCAGCAGCUGUCAACACAAUAUUGGUCCCGCUGGUAGAGGGAGUAAGUAAUCUCAGGAUAUCAGCCCAGAUUGCCAUCAUAUCCGUCACCGUGACGAACAUGCUGGAGAUGUGGAUGGCGCAUGUACUACGAGAGAAGCCCAAAUUUAGUGUUCACGGAGCCCACCAACUCAGUCAAGACGUGGCAUAUGUGCGCACAUGGCUCAUGUCAGACAGCAAUGGCCUGGAACUACAGACCAGACAGAGCAUGCUCACACUGGACGCCUUCAGGCACUUUGAGGGCGCUAUUUCACUUCUGAAGCACCAGCCACGUCGUAGAGGCAUCAACUCACCCACCAGAGAUGACGCAAAUUCUGAGUACAGCAGCAGCACGGUGCCCAGCAGCGCAGGGUCCCACCAAGGCAGUGUGAGCAGUCUAUCAGACACCCUACCCCCGGGGGGAACCAACACGGUGGGGGAGCCCCUAGCCCUGGGGAACGGCAGCGACAUGGGGGAGAGCGGAUUUGAAGAAGAAAUAUUCCGAGUCCCGCACCGUAAAGAGUGGCUGAGCUUGCGUGUCCACGGCAACCAAAAAUGGCGGCUGUUGCCAUUUGGCUGCCUAAAUGUGGGCGUGGACUCUUGACAGGGGGGCGUAUGUUGCUGGCAGUAGACGAGAGACUAAUUUCAUGGAUCCACAAAGCAGAAAAAGACUGCUUAGCAAAUUUGUAUGCUCAGCCAAAAAUUUCUUGGUAACCAGUCAUGACAAAGCUCAUCUCAUGGAGUUUUGGCUGGUAAACCUGUUUUUGAUAAGCAAGUAUUUUAGUGCUUAGCACAUUUCUGCACUAAGACAGCUCCUUGAAAUUUACCCCAAUUAAUCCCAAUAUAUUCAUAGCAAAAAAUCUAUGAGCUGUUGAGUUUAUCCUACUCUUGCGUUAAAGGCUCCAUACACUUUGGUUCCAAUUUGAUAGGGCUCGGUGCUAAGCGCAGACAUUUUACUUAGCACAAAAAAUAUUUGCUUGUGAAAUAACAGAUGACCAUCCCAUAUCACAUGAGUGUCACAUUGUUUGUGACUGGUUUACAGAUCAUAACGUGUGCCAAGCAGGAUUUUCUGUCCAUGAAAGUUGGACAGAUGGUCUUGCGUCUCAGUACCCGGGAAUGCAAUUUCCAUGGUAAUUAAGUGUCACACUUGGGUGGUUUUCUAAAAUGUUAAUUGGUUCAUCUCCGGUUUCGACUUCAUGUCUGGCUUUUCAGUCAAUUGGAAGUCUGUAAUAUUCAAAUCAAAUGGAAAUUCUUAAGAAACGUAUUCCUAUGUUAAUUAGUUUUGAUUAUUUUGAAGUAGAUGACGGUCUCAUAUUGAGCUUGAUGAGUCUCCCAGGUUAGGAGCAUUAAGUUUCCUGAAAUCAAUACCAGAUCGAGUCAAAGCCAAAGUUUUGGAAACCCAGAUUUUGUUUCAAUUUUACCUCGUAGGUUUUCAAAACUUGUUCAAAGUACUGUCAAAUAGAAUUAAAUCUUUGUCUUCGUAUGUAAAAUAUUGUUCUUUCGCCUUGUCAGCAACAUACACCGUAGCUUGUCACCAGACUACAGGCACGGUUCUUAGUGUGCAAGUCCAGGUCUGGUACCUGAUAACAGAUAUUUUGCUGCCUGUAACAUACAGUGACUUGUAACCGUCCUAUCAAUGUUCUUAUUUCUUCAAAUUGCAAUUAUUAUUAUUUAAUGAAAUAUUUGGGUUGUAUUUGCAAUAGGCCCUGUUUAAUGUUGACAUCCUAGUGUUUCGUCUAUAAAUAAGUAUUAAAUGCUUAAUUGCAUAUCCCGGCAUGUACGUCCGCAGGCAAAUGAUAAUAUAUUACAUUUCUCACCUGUUACUAAGGUUCACCAUAGAUGUGGAGGCUUGGUCGUGCUAUUUUUAGAAAUAAUAUAAGAUGGAGAACAAGGAUAUUUAAGUCCUAGUACAAAGAAUUUGUGCAAAAACCAAAUCCGCCCACAAUUUUUAACUGAUUCAUAAGUGAUGUUUGCUAGUUGACAGUAUUGUUGCACUUGCAACUACUUAAUAUUCUGAUGAUAAACUUCUAUGAAUUUAAUGCCAGAUCGAGUUAUAUAAAUAAGCAUCUAUUUUAUGCACUGAGAGAGGCAUAACUAUUAUUAAUGCAAUUGUAAAACUCCCACCUCAUAUACAUGCAGUCAAACAAAAACAAAA
Patiria miniata (bat star) is the source of this 4708-nucleotide messenger RNA. RefSeq lists its product as uncharacterized. The record is from RefSeq and is a predicted model, not a curated record. Lineage: Eukaryota; Metazoa; Echinodermata; Asteroidea; Valvatida; Asterinidae. The transcript is spliced from 10 exons. Bases 161 to 3157 code for a protein of 998 amino acids.